AUAUCUCUUUUCUCUCUGUAAAUAAAAUGGGCCAAAAGAAAGAAACCAAGCAACACUUGAAGCCUUGCACGGUAGUUUGUUGCAGUCUAAGUUUUGUCUAAAUAUAUAUUAUUGAGGAGGUGACAUUUAAGCAGCCAUUUUCGGAGGCUCUUUUUUUGGCGUGGCAAUUUGAGAAAAAGCAGCAGCUAGAUUUUGGAGGGAGUGAGCAGCAUUGAAUAUCAGACAGAAGUACAGAGGGAAAGGUUUUGAAUUCAUUUAAGAGGGAUUUGAUGGUUCUUUCUGGUCAGUAUUCCGCAUUUCUUAUUGCCAAAGUUGCAGCUGGGAUUGCCGGCAAUUUCUUUGCUUUUGGGCUGUUUGUUUCGCCUAUGCACACAUUCAAAAGAAUCAUCAGAAAUGGUUCAACUGAAGAGUUCUCAGGGCUGCCAUACAUAUAUGCCCUUUUGAAUUGCAUGAUCAGCAUGUGGUAUGGAUCACCUCUUAUAUCUUCUGAUAACAUAUUGAUUCUAACAGUCAAUUCAGUCGGUGCAGUGUUUCAACUUGCCUACAUAACCCUCUUCAUAAUCUAUGCUGAGAAACCAAAAAAGGUGUGGAUGAUGGGAUUGUUAGUAGCAGUUUUUGGUUUAUUUGCAAUCAUAGCCAUUGGGAGCUUGCAGAUAUCUGACCUUUUUCUACGACGGACAAUUGUUGGAUUGCUUAGCUGCUUUUCUCUUAUAUCAAUGUUCGCUUCUCCAUUGUUCAUAAUAAACUUGGUGAUCCGUACAAAGAGUGUUGAGUUCAUGCCCUUUUAUCUCUCCCUUUCCACCUUCCUAAUGAGCACCUCUUUCCUUCUGUAUGGAAUUUUUAAUUUCGAUCCCUACGUUUAUGUCCCUAAUGGGAUAGGAACAAUCUUGGGGAUUGUGCAAUUGGCGUUGUACUUUCACUAUCAUCGUUCAUCGAAAGAAGACUCCAGAGAACCCUUGAUAGUUUCGUAUGCAUAAAUGUUACAUUGAAGAAAGAAAAAAAAAUGUUAUCUUGAGAUGAUAAGGCAAGAUGAUUGAAGUGAAGCGUGGUGCUGAUUACCGACUCGCGACAUAAGUUAUGUUUCUUCAGCCUUUCAAGCUCCUGGGUGCCUCAUUUGUCACCCUCCGGCCUCCCUACAUCUUAUUUUGUCUAUGUGAGAAACUUCAACAUGUAUCAUAGAUAGAUACAAAGAUUUUCUCCCUUUCCAUAUGUAGCAUUCAUGUGAUUGUCCAAGAACAAAAACUUUUACAGCUCACCAAGUCAAACCUGUAUGUAAAGCCCUUUUUGUAUGGCUUCAGUAGCUUGCUGAAAAGAUAGGUCAAGUUCCAGAAAUGAAAUUUAUUCUCCAUUACUUGUUC
This is a messenger RNA of Fragaria vesca subsp. vesca, 1358 nucleotides long. Its product is annotated as bidirectional sugar transporter SWEET2-like. Gene Ontology annotation, molecular function: sugar transmembrane transporter activity. Gene Ontology annotation, biological process: carbohydrate transport. The transcript is spliced from 7 exons. The record is from RefSeq and is a predicted model, not a curated record. The coding region runs from base 270 to 977 and encodes 235 amino acids. Lineage: Eukaryota; Viridiplantae; Streptophyta; Magnoliopsida; Rosales; Rosaceae. Gene Ontology annotation, cellular component: membrane.